CCUAACCCUAACCCUAACCCUAACCCUAACCCUAACCCUAACCCUAACCCUAACCCUAACCCUAACCCUAACCCUAGGCAACUUCCAAGGGGGGCAUACACCCCCACAAACCCUAGGCAUUCCCCGAUUAACUUUUGAUAUUCUGAGAGGGGUAGGAUUCAACAAGGGCAAGUGUGGGACCUGGUUAAUGAAGGCGUGGGCCAGAUCAAAGUGGCAGGGGGAUGUGAAACAGAAUCUCAAGUGAGGAGAUCAGAAAUCACAAGAGGGCUUUUUAGCCCACUGCCCGCAUAAUUUCAACCUAACCUAUCAGUGACACGCUCUUCAUUCUCCCGGCCCCAGAAAGGCCAAUAAGAAAACCCAGAUAUUUUAUUUCACCUAUUAGGUGUUCAAAAAUUCAUAGUUAAAAGAAUGGAGAGGUUCACCAAUCAGCAGCUAAUGUACCUUUAAGGGCUGAGGUGAGCCGGUCUCCUAGCAACAGCCAGGUUUGCAGCAGUUGGACAAUUAGGUUUUAGUAUCACAUUAGUUAAAAGAGGCCCUGCGGGGGGAAGAAGGUGAGGGACGUUUUAACUGGAUAGCAGUACUGUCUGGGUUUAGAGACUCCACAGAAGACCCGAGUGACGGACGAGAGUCGAGUUGGACCUUCCGGUCGGGAAUCACGCUUUUUUGAAGGCAAUUGGUUGGAGUCGAAAUCGCAGACGCAAGAUAAGCAAAUUUUGAUCAUAUUCGCCGCUUCGCCUGAACGAGACCCAGCGUCCGCCUCACUAGCACGUGGUCAGGCUAAUUAUGGAGAAUCCUAAAAAAAGAAAAGUGACUGAAGAAAACAGAACGUUUAAUGAUAGUUGGGCAGAUUCAUUUGCUUUCACUGCUGACGAGACUGGUUUACCGGUAUGCUUAAUAUGCAAUGAGAAACUAGCAAACAACAAAAAGUCAAAUGUCGCAAGACAUUUCCAGAAUAAACACACAGCCUUUGCUCAAAAAUAUCUGGAUGGAGAUGAGAGAAAAAAAAGCCGUUUCGGAACUGAUGCGGAAGGUUGAUCUGAACAAAAAUCAUUUCAAGAAAUGGAUGAAGUCUGGAAAAUCAACUACAUAUGCUAGUUUUGUUGCUGCUCAGGAAAUUGUCAGGCACGGGAAGCAGUUUACAGAUGGUAAAUAUAUAAAAGAAUCUUUCAUUAAGAUUUCAUAACAUCUAUUCACGGACUUUAAAAACAAGCGUGAAAUUGUGCAGAAAAUCAGGGAUAUGCCCCCCUCUGCAAAGACUGUCAAAGACAGAACCAUAAAAAUGGCAGAAGACAUCCCAAGACAGCAAAUUAAAGACAUCAAUUCAGCUGUGACCUACUCGAUUGCCUGUGACGAGUCUAAAGACAAAGGUGAUAUUGAACAAAUACCGCUGUUCUGCCGGUAUGUAAACUCUGCCGGGCUACACGAAGAAAUGAUUGACUUGAUACCUCUAAAAGGCCAUACACGGGGGGAGGACAUCUGUGAGGUUGCCUUGAAUUGUUUAAGAGCCAAAGGAAUAAAGACCACCCACCUGGUGUCAGUAGCUACUGAUGGGGCACCAAGCAUGACAGGAGCACACAAGGGAUUUGUGGCUUUACUGCAGAAGUCGCUGGACAGGAAGUUGCUGACUUUUCACUGCAUCUUGCACCAAGAGGCACUGUGCGCUCAAACAUUUCCUCCGGAAUGCACAGAAGUAAUGGAUGUUGUCAUUCAGAUUGUCAAUAAAAUAAUGGCAAAAAGUUUAAAUCACCGUCAAUUCUGUUUGUUACUGGACGAGCUGGAAAGCGCAUAUUCUGAUCUCCUGCUGCACAACAAAGUCCGGUGGCUGUCCAGAGGGGAAGUGCUGAAACACUUUGUCGCGUGUCUGGAAGAAGUGAAAACUUUUCUGGGCAGCAAAGGGCUCACCUUUCCUGAGCUGGAACAGCCAGAGUGGCUGGAAAAGCUACACUUCAUGGCAGACAUGACAGCGCACAUGAACAUGCUGAACACAGCUCUUCAGGGGAAAGGACGCACAGCCCUGCACAUGUUGGAGGAUGUGUUGGCAUUCAAGCGCAAGUUCACAGUGCUUGACAGAGAUUUACAGAAAGGCACAUUGUCUCACUUCCCCAAUUUGAGAGAGUUCAAACAAGCUCACGACAUGAUAAAUUUGGAGUAUUACAUUCUGCAAUCAUCGCAAUGCAAGUAUCAUUUGGGAAACACUUCUGUGAGUUCAGAGAGGAAAAAAACACAUUACCCUUCCCAGUCACUGCCCUAAGCAUUGAUCCAUCCCUACUGAAUACGACUGCAUUGGCAGGUGUGAGUCAACCUGAUCUUGAGAUGGAACUGGCCGACAUAGCCAUAUGGGUGUCCAAGUUUAGACGCUUGACAGCAAACCUUGAAGAUGUUGCCCGUCAGAAGUCCGUUCUUCCUCAGAAUCACAAAUGGAGUGAUAUUGAAAACCUCCCCAGAUCGGACAAACUUGUGUUCGAAACAUAGAAUGCUAUCCCCGACACUUAUGUAAACAUUAAAAAGUAUGCGCUUGGAGUCCUGUCGAUCCUUGGAUCCACAUAUGUAUGUGAGCAGGUGUUCUCCAACAUGAACUUUAUUAAAAACAAACAUCGUGCACGCCUCACAGAUGACAGCUUGCGAUCCUGUGUAAAGAUAGUGACGUCAUACAGCCCUGAUGUGCAGACGCUGUCCGCUGAGGUCCAGGAGCAGAAAUCCCAUUAACCAAGUGGCUGACGUUAUCUUUGGUUUGCUGCUGGCGGACAAUUUAAGUUUGGCGGUUUUCAUAAAUACAAGAAGGACUCAAAUAGACAUUGAUUAUUUUACUUAAAAGUAACCUUCAACCCAACGUCUUUUUUUCGGAGUUCAAAAUGUUUUUGUUGCAUGCAGAAAUGUAAUUUCGUUUUUUCUGCAGGAGUCCAUCGAUUUCAUAAAUGCAACACAUUAUAGUUUGUUUAUACAUAGCA
Hypanus sabinus (Atlantic stingray) is the source of this 2948-nucleotide messenger RNA. RefSeq names its product general transcription factor II-I repeat domain-containing protein 2B-like. NCBI's taxonomy places the organism in Eukaryota, Metazoa, Chordata, Chondrichthyes, Myliobatiformes, Dasyatidae. Bases 1238 to 2251 code for a protein of 337 amino acids. The transcript has 4 exons. The record is from RefSeq and is a predicted model, not a curated record.